GAUUGGUCGGUUUGUCCACGCGCCCGAGGAAACAGGAAGGGUUGUCUAGUUCUGCCAGAGGAGAGAAGAUUUUACUGAAACCGUCACGUCUCAGGGCAGCGGGAUGAAGAAGCAAAGAGAGAGCCAAUGCACUCAGAAGACCAUCUCAUUGCUGAGCCCCCUGGGGACCAUCCAAGUCAGUGGAUGUGAGAAUGGUGUGCACACCAUCCAGAUCCUAAUGGAUGUCGCACCUGCUGAAAGGAGCAGCGGGGCCCCCCUGAGCUGUGUGGUCAACGACAGCCCGGCAGAAACGAGCCCCGAGAUGCAGCGCUGCGUUGAAUGGCUCCAGGCGUACUUCAGUGAGCCGCAGACCACUGGGAGUCUCCCGCUCCCUGCCUUUCACCACCCCGCCCUGCAAGGAGAUGCGUUCACCAGCCGCGUGUUGCAUCUCCUUCUGAAGAACGUGAAGUUUGGAGAGACCGUCUCGUACAAACGCCUCGCUGAGAUGGCGGGAAACCCCAGAGCGGUGCGGGCUGUGGGAGGGGCUAUGAGGAAGAACCCGGUUCCUCUCCUCAUUCCCUGUCACCGGGUAAUUUCCAGCUCUGGACAGAGUGGGCCGUACAUGAGCGGCAAGGGCGACCAUCUCAAACAAUGGCUGCUCACCCAUGAGACACAGAGAGGGAAGGCUGAAGCAUGACAGAGCCUGACUGUUCUUCAUGCAACACACACACACACACACAGACUGUAUUUUCCUCUUAAAUAUGUAAAAAAAACAUCCCACAAAACAAGCGCCUAAAGUUAGACAUGCUUGAAACAACUGCAAUUACUUGUAAAUAUUCACUUUACUCCUUUUUUUAACCUAAGAAUAGAGCUGCUGCAUCGUUAAUGUGAUGCAGAGUUGUUGCAGAAUUAGAACAUACAAAAAUAACUUAAACAGAGAACCGUAGGAAUUACAAGCAUAUGCUCCCGUGGGUCUCUGUUGCAUUUGCCAGAUAGUGCUGGAAUGGUUUUUCUAAAGAAUAAUUAUUAUUCCCUUAAAAAUAUGUCUCUUGCAUUGUUGUUGUUGUUUUUUUUUUCCUUAGCAGAAUUAGUCUUUGUACCUCUCGUUGUUUUUUUAAUUUCCUGCCAAGUAAAUGCUUUGUUCAACAUCCAGCGAUAAAGGCUCUGAGUUUUAUGGCUACAAAGCUUUGUAGUGAAGCAUUUGCUUUGUCUUCGUUUACAUCUCAUUGUUUACUCUUCUCUUAUUAUCCACCUAAAGAGGAGAUGCUUGACUGUAUACUCUACUUUAGUUGCAUUCUUCUUUAAAUAAAUAUUUUAUCUCACAAA
Messenger RNA from Nothobranchius furzeri (turquoise killifish), 1305 nucleotides. It is a transcript of the gene mgmt, whose product is annotated as O-6-methylguanine-DNA methyltransferase. Gene Ontology annotation, biological process: DNA repair. The record is from RefSeq and is a predicted model, not a curated record. Gene Ontology annotation, cellular component: nucleus. NCBI's taxonomy places the organism in Eukaryota, Metazoa, Chordata, Actinopteri, Cyprinodontiformes, Nothobranchiidae. Gene Ontology annotation, molecular function: methylated-DNA-[protein]-cysteine S-methyltransferase activity.